Gasterosteus aculeatus aculeatus (three-spined stickleback) is the source of this 4687-nucleotide messenger RNA. RefSeq names its product SMAD specific E3 ubiquitin protein ligase 2 (gene smurf2). Gene Ontology annotation, cellular component: cytoplasm. Gene Ontology annotation, molecular function: ubiquitin protein ligase activity; SMAD binding. Gene Ontology annotation, biological process: protein ubiquitination; negative regulation of BMP signaling pathway; proteasome-mediated ubiquitin-dependent protein catabolic process. NCBI's taxonomy places the organism in Eukaryota, Metazoa, Chordata, Actinopteri, Perciformes, Gasterosteidae. The record is from RefSeq and is a predicted model, not a curated record.
GCAGCAGCCUCCUGGAGCGGAUCCUCACCGGAGGCUCAACAGUUCAGCUGUGCGCGCGCGGCGAGGAGGACCGAGGCUGCGCUCGAGGAUGUGAAGACUGACCCCGCGUCGCAAGCGUCGCCCCGGCUGCCCGCCCUCCGAGUCUCCCCCCCGGGAGCUGCCAGUCGUAGUAAAUGCACUUUGCUACGCUCGCGAUUUCGUUAUUUUUUUUUGUUUGUAAUUGUGAGCGAUCGCUAUGGCAGUGCGGUUCACAUCCGGGCCACAAUGCCGUGACUCCAUUAUUGUCUAAAACUGGCGGAGAGCUUGAUAAACCUUAUUUUUUUUACUGCUAGCCACACAUUUUUAUUACGAGUGGUGGAGGCUGGAACCGGGAGGAGAUGUCUAACCAAGGAGCCCGGCGGAACGGCCCUGUGAAGCUGCGACUAACAGUCCUGUGUGCCAAAAACCUGGUGAAGAAGGACUUCUUCCGCCUCCCUGAUCCUUUUGCCAAAGUGGUUGUGGACGGCUCGGGGCAAUGCCACUCCACAGACACUGUGAGGAACACACUCGACCCCAAGUGGAAUCAACACUACGACCUAUACAUAGGAAAAUCUGACUCCAUCACCAUCAGCGUGUGGAAUCACAAGAAGAUUCACAAGAAGCAAGGAGCCGGGUUCCUGGGCUGCGUCCGCCUCCUGUCCAACGCAAUCAACCGCCUUAAAGACACCGGCUGUAAGUACCAGAGACUGGACUUGAACAAGCUGAGUCCCAAUGACAGUGACACAGUCAGAGGCCAGAUAGUGGUGAGCCUGCAGUCCAGGGACCGGAUAGGCUCCGGAGGCCCUGUGGUCGACUGCAGUCGGCUGUUUGACAACGAUCUCCCCGAUGGCUGGGAGGAGAGGAGGACGGCGUCCGGGCGGAUCCAGUACUUGAACCACAUCACACGCACCACACAGUGGGAGAGGCCUACCAGGCCGGCGUCAGAGUACUCUAGCCCCGGCCGGCCGCUCAGCUGCAUCGUGGACGAGAACACGCCCGUCAGCACCAACGGGGCCACGCCCACCGCAGUACCGCCGCCCAUCAACGGUGAGCAGCGGGUCCCAGAGAGACGGGUCCGCUCCCAGAGACACCGCAACUACAUGAGCAGAACCCACCUGCACACGCCCCCGGACCUGCCGGAGGGAUAUGAGCAGAGGACCACGCAGCAAGGCCAAGUGUACUUCCUCCACACUCAGACGGGUGUCAGCACGUGGCAUGACCCCAGAGUGCCACGAGAUCUGAGUAAUGUGAACUGUGAGGAACUGGGUCCUCUGCCUCCUGGGUGGGAGAUACGGAACACUGCCACCGGGAGGGUCUACUUUGUCGACCACAACAACCGAACCACGCAGUUCACAGACCCGCGCCUCUCCGCCAACCUGCAUCUAGUCCUAAAUCCAAGUCCAAGCCCCAACGGUUCUCGCGGGGGGAUCGAAAAUCAGAAUGUCAGUCGUCAGAACCAGGUGAAGGAUCAGGCCCAGCAGGCUCUGGUGUCCCCCGGUCAUCUUCCAGAGGAGGCCGAGUGCCUCACAGUGCCCAAGUACAAGAGGGACCUUGUUCAGAAGCUCAAGAUCCUCCGCCAGGAACUGUCCCAGCAGCAGCCUCAGGCGGGCCACUGCCGCAUCGAGGUGUCCCGCGAGGAGAUCUUUGAGGAGUCGUAUCGCCAGGUGAUGAAGAUGAGGCCGAAGGACCUGUGGAAAAGGCUCAUGGUGAAGUUCAGAGGGGAGGAGGGGCUCGAUUACGGAGGAGUGGCCAGGGAGUGGCUCUAUCUACUGUCGCACGAGAUGCUGAACCCGUACUACGGCCUGUUCCAGUACUCCCGCGACGACAUCUACACGCUGCAGAUAAACCCAGACUCCGCCGUCAACCCCGAGCACUUGUCCUACUUUCACUUUGUUGGCCGUAUCAUGGGGAUGGCGGUGUUCCACGGCCACUACAUCGACGGAGGCUUUACUCUUCCCUUCUACAAACAGCUGCUGGGUAAACCCAUCACUUUGGACGACAUGGAGUCCGUUGACCCUGACCUCCACAACAGCCUCGUGUGGAUCCUCGACAAUGACAUCACAGGUGUGCUGGACCACACCUUCUGCGUGGAGCACAACGCCUACGGAGAGAUCAUCCAGCAUGAGCUCAAGCCCAACGGUAAGAGCAUCCCCGUCAGCCAGGACACCAAGAAAGAGUACGUGCGGCUCUACGUCAACUGGCGCUUCCUGCGAGGCAUCGAGGCCCAAUUCCUGGCUCUGCAGAAGGGCUUCAAUGAGGUCAUCCCCCAACACCUGCUAAAGGCUUUCGAUGAGAAGGAGCUCGAGCUGAUCGUAUGUGGCCUGGGUAAAAUCGACAUCCACGACUGGAAGUCCAACACGCGCCUCAAGCACUGCACGGCAGAGAGCAACAUCGUCAAAUGGUUCUGGAAAGCCGUGGAGUCCUUCGACGAGGAGCGCAGAGCCCGCCUGCUGCAGUUCGUCACCGGCUCCUCCAGAGUUCCCCUGCAGGGCUUCAAGGCGCUCCAAGGUGCUGCUGGCCCCCGGCUCUUUACCAUCCACCAGAUCGAUGCCAGCCCCAACAACUUGCCCAAAGCCCACACCUGUUUUAACCGAAUUGACAUUCCUCCCUACGAGCACUACGACAAACUGUACGACAAGUUGCUCACUGCCAUCGAGGAGACGUGCGGCUUCGCUGUAGAGUGAGUCCCCGACGCGCCCAGCAACGACCAGAAGCAACGCAGAAGCUCCGCCCCCCCCCCCCAACACCAACACCACCACCACCACCAACCCCGGAGAUCUGACGGGGGUUCUUUCACGGUAGCCUCACCCAGGGUCGCCCCCGGGGACGUGUAGCCGAGCUACGGGGGGGGGGGGACGCGGACCAGACAGUGUCAUCGGACUGUUUUCCUUCUAGAGCCUCCAGCUCUCCUCCACGUCUGUUUUUUAUUAUUGAAAAGGAUCUCUUCAGCUGCUAAUAACUAUUUACUAACCCGUGGAACCUGCAAAGUCGCUGGCUCUUCCCUUUUUUAUACCCGAGGUUCACUUAAACACUAAAAAAAAUAAAAAAUUACAAAAACUAGACUGUACCCCAUGUAGCAACGCUCCGUCCCCCCCAAGACGAACACAAGGACGGUCCACUCUGAAACGACAUGAGGACACGAGGCCGCUCCGUCCGCCGGAGCGCCGGGUCAUCAGGGGCUCCCACGACCACUUGAGAACACUCCACCUGGAAUGCGCGUGCUGUCCGCUGCCUCGCCGGGCGCCACCGACGGGAGCACGCCGUUCCCACCGACACGUUUCACGCGUUUGACAGUUGGCUUUGUUUGAAAAUGUAUGAAUACAUGAAUGAAUCGCUUGAAAUGUGUUAUUUUUAUAUAACAUGGGGGGGGGAAAUAAACAAUACAAUUCUAUAUAAUAUAUAUAAUUUAUUGCUGUGAUAUUCCCCGAUCCAGUGUUUCAGAAAAAAACAAGUGUUGCCGGUUACAUUUUAGAAGACAAUUUGUGAAAGCAAAGUAUGCGUGACUGAUUUCUACACACACACACACACACACUGCAAAGAAAGAUGUGUCUUAAAGGGCAAAACGAUCUUUGACACACAAAGUCCUUUGAGUGCUUAAAUCAUUUCAGAAUGAAGGAAUCUUUUAAAUUCUACUGAUUUCAUUCUGGAGCUGCGCCGAUGUUUCCCCUUUUUGUAACACUGUCAUUUGUAGCUGGGCUAUAUUAACGUCACUAGCGUGACACCUCCCACCUUUUUCUAAUGGCAUUCUGUUUCAGAAGUCCAAAGCUCCAUCGUCAUCCAUUUCAUGCCGCCUCCACUUUGUUGUUGAAUAAAAGGAAAACCUCUACUACCUUCUAGCCAUGUGGUGCUAAACAGCAUUAACGCUCGUCUGAUAUUGGCAACCUCACUCAUUGACUUACUACUGCUUAAAGUGCACACUACACUGCUCACUCCUGAUUGUGGCCACGAACCACGUUCUCAGGAGACGUCACAAUGACCGACGAAGAACGCAUUCUGACCAUUUGUCUUUCCUGAAUGUUAAAGUGUGGUCGUUUUUUCAAUAGUUUCGCCCAGCAGCUGACCACAAACAUUCGGUAACGGUUGUUUAGGUUGGAAGGGCACCGAAUGAGACGACUCACCCCCAACCCAGCCAGAGGGGGAUUGUUUUCUACGAUAAUAAUUCUUGAAUGUUGCCUCUCCAGCAAUCUAUCAAUCUCCAUGACCGUGGACUGUUCUUAAACAUUUAUCUUUUUUCUUUUCUUCUUUUCUACGUUGACAAGUGCAUGCGAGGGAAAGUGUCCUGAGAUGGUGCUUUGUACAGUAACAAGAUGUGGGUCAGACAACCUGUAAUUAAUCUCUAACUUAAGUGGGAAAAGAGGAAAUGCACACAAGCAGUACGAGUCUGAGCAGACAUUCAUUGGACCCGGUGAGCCCGCUGACGCUCUACUGUCCGUUUCUACACUUCGCCGCUCAGCAUCGCCCCGUAGCUGCCUCUCACGCAACAGCGCGUUACUACGUAAGUGAGUGCAGAGACGCUGCUCUGUUUUUAUCGCAUGAUCCACUAGCAGGACUAUAUCGCUCAUAGCUUACUGAUGCAAUUUGAUGUAUGUUAACACUAUCAUUUUGUAAGAGUAUUUUAUUUUUGUGUGUAAUUAGUUCUAAAUAAACUUGCCUUUGUCUAACAAUGUGA